UGUAGUUUCUUGUGGUGUCAUGUGAGUUACCAAAACUUUGUUGGUCACAUUAUUAUUCAAUUCAAUUCUGAGUGAGUGUUAUUCCUUAAUGAGAAGAAUGGGUUCGGAAACCAUCCAAUAUCCCACUGCCAGAAGAGACAACUCCGUCGUUGACAACUAUCAUGGCAUUAACAUUCCCGACCCUUAUCGAUGGCUUGAAAAUCCUGAUGCUGAAGAAGUGAAGGAGUUCGUUCACAAACAGGUUUGUCUCACUGAUUCUGUGUUGAAGAGAUGCGAGUUUAGAAGCAAACUUGGUGACAAAAUCACGAAGGUGUUUGACCAUCCUCGUUAUAGUGCUCCUUUUAAGAGAUGUCAUCGUUACUUUUACUUCCACAAUACUGGCCUUCAACCUCAGAAUGUUCUUUAUGUUCACCACAAUAGUUUUGAGGGUGAAGCAGAGGUUUUACUUGAUCCCAAUGUCCUCAAAGAAGAUGGCACUAUUUCACUUAACAUAUUCUCUGUCAGCAAAGAUGCUAACUUCUUGGCUUAUGGACUCAGUUCCAGCGGUAGUGAUUGGGUCACCAUUAAGGUCAUGAGUGUUCAGGACAAGCUUCUUCACCCUCAUACUUUGUCAUGGGUCAAGUUUUCCUCUAUUACUUGGACUCAUGAUACCAAAGGUUUCUUCUACAGUCGUUAUCCGCCUCCAACUACCAAGAGGGAUGCUGGGACUGAGACUGAUUCUAACCUUUACCAUGAGCUCUAUUAUCAUUUUCUUGGUACCGAUCAAUCACAAGAUAUUCUUUGCUGGAGAGAUCCUCACAGUCCUAAAUAUAGGUUUGAAGCAACUGUCACUGAUGAUGGAAACUAUGUUCUUCUCAAUAUUCAAGAGGGCUGUGAUUCUGUUAAUAAAAUUUACUACUUUGACUUGUCCCAACUUUCUAAUGGACUGCAAGGUUUCAGGAAUGAAAAUUCCUCCUUCCUCCCCUUUGUCAAGCUUAUUGAUAACUUUGAUGCAAAAUAUCAAGCCAUUGCAAAUGAUGACACCGUUUUUACAUUUUUAACUAAUAAAGAUGCUCCAAAAUAUAAACUAGUCCGUGUAGAUUUGAAAGAACCAAAUACUUGGACUGAUGUUAUCCAAGAGUCGGAAAAAGAUGUACUCGAGUCAGCAUAUGUUGUAAAUGGUAACCAACUCAUAGUGUGUUACUUGAGUGAUGUGAAAUGUGUUCUUCAAGUAAGAGACUUAGAAACUGGUUCUCUGCAACAUCAAUUACCAAUUGACAUAGGCACAGUAUAUCAAAUUUCUGCACAGCGUGAAGAUAAUGUGAUUUUUAUUGGCUUUACAAGCUUUUUGACUCUUGGCAUCAUAUAUCAAUGCGACUUGGGAACACACAUUCCUGAUAUCAAAAUAUUUCGUGAGAUUGUUGUCCCAGGGUUUGAUCGCUCUGAGUUUCGUGUCAAUCAGGUUUUUGCGCCUAGCAAAGAUGGCACCAAGAUCCCAAUGUUCAUUGUUGCAAAAAAGGAUAUUAUAUUGGAUGGUUCACACCCUUGUCUGUUAUAUGGAUAUGGAGGUUUUAACAUUAGUCUUACGCCAUAUUUCAGUGUGAGCCGUAUUGUACUAGCAAAACAUUUAGGUUCUGUUUUCUGCAUAGCAAAUAUUCGAGGUGGUGGAGAAUACGGAGAGGAAUGGCAUAAAGCAGGAUCCCUUGCAAAUAAGCAAAAUUGCUUUGAUGACUUCAUAUCUGCAGCUGAAUACCUUGUAUCUGCCGGUUAUACACAACCCAAAAAGUUAUGUAUUGAAGGUGGAAGCAAUGGUGGACUUCUUGUUGGCGCUUGCAUAAAUCAGAGACCUGAUCUUUUUGGUUGUGCACUGGCUCAUGUUGGUGUUAUGGAUAUGUUACGCUUCCACAAAUUCACUAUAGGUCAUGCUUGGACCUCAGAAUUUGGCUGUUCUGACAAGGAGGAAGAAUUUCAUUGGCUGAUCAAGUACUCACCAUUGCAUAAUGUCCGAAGAGCAUGGGAAGAGCAUCCGGAUAAGUCAAUUCAGUAUCCAUCAACAAUGCUAUUGACGGCUGAUCACGAUGAUCGUGUUGUGCCAUUGCAUUCAUUGAAGCUAUUGGCGACCAUGCAGUAUGUCCUUGUUAAUAGCUUGGAUAAAAGUCCUCAGACAAACCCAAUAAUUGCUCGAAUUGAAUGCAAGGCUGGACAUGGAGCUGGGCGUCCAACACAGAAAACGAUUGAUGAAGCAGCCGACAGGUACGGUUUUAUGGCUAAGAUGUUAGAGGCUCAUUGGAUUGAGUAGAGAGCAUAAUGAGGUGCUAUUUCAUUUCUUCCUUUUCCACCCAUCACAGUUGUUAACAAAAGUCACCACUCUUCAAUAACAUUACAUAGGUUUAUAACAUAUGAAAUCGUACAUGCUCCCUUGUAUUAUUGGAAUGGAACAAGCUUCCUUCCCUGGAAUAUUCAAUAAUGCACUUUAACAAUAUUUUCAUUUUAUCUCUGUUGAAUGUAAUAAGCUCUUCCAAAUUAAUUUUACAAGUGUGAGUACCCGUGCCAUGUACAGAAAAGUUAUGUGUAGCUAGUAAUAUUUUCUUCCAUUCAAAAAAUAUACAAAGUUAUAGUCAUACAACAAUUGUUUCGGACCA
Molecule: messenger RNA, 2621 nt
Organism: Cicer arietinum (chickpea)
Lineage: Eukaryota; Viridiplantae; Streptophyta; Magnoliopsida; Fabales; Fabaceae
Biological process (GO): proteolysis
Cellular component (GO): cytosol
Molecular function (GO): serine-type endopeptidase activity; oligopeptidase activity
Source: RefSeq, a predicted model, not a curated record